AUGGGUGAUGCGAUCUACGGUUUGAAGAUUCACGCACUGGUGGCAAUCAAGGAGUAUGGGAUGGGUCGAUGUGUUUGCUGGUGGAAGGGUAAUGAGGGUGCCAGGUAUGAUGGAAACCUGAAAGAGAAUUUCACAACGCCCCGCGCAGUGGUGUCCCUGCGCUUUUUCAAUUGCUUCCGCCUGCUCCUAGAGAAGGCUGAAGACCCCAACGAGCUGAAGAUCUAUGUGGAAACCUUGGCCUUCAAGCAUUUGAACAAUGAAAUCACCGAGCAACGAGUGGACGCAGUACUGGAUGCUUUCAAUGAGCUCAUGGUGCAGAAUGUGCCCAAUCUGCCGCCGGGCACCGCCGCUGCCUGGCGGAAGUUGCUGAGCUACACCGGCUCCUGCUACAAGUGCCGCAAGCGGGUGAAGUACGUGGGCGACACCUAUGGGGAGCGCCUUCGAGUGAUCAAGGAAGAUUGGGCUGCCGUUCAGAAGUCUGCUACGGACGAUCGGAACAAGGACGAGACCAAGACUAACGCGGGCGACAACGCGGGUGGUGGAGAGAAUGUAAAUGCAGACGAGGCGAAAGAAGAUGACACGGCUGACGCUGGGGCCGAGACCUUCAGCUUUGGGCGGAUGUGCGCUUUCAGCAACGAGGUCAUGGGACAGAAGACUGAAGGGUGGAUGUUGGAACUCCUUCAGGUCUUUCAUAUCUUGGUCGAUAUGAUCUCCAGCCCUGUGCAUUUGCAAGAGGAGUGCGACUUAUUGGCGAUCAACUUGAUUACCAAGUCCAACUCGAUCGACUUUGACAAGUUCAAGCCGGUGAUGUUGGCAGCAUUGCGAUCCUUGCUUCCGAAGCAAUGGAGCACCUUGCAUGAGACAUCCUGGGAGUGGUUGUGGACAACUGUGGCACGGAACUUGAAUGAGUCCACCAUGAAGGUGCGGGCCUUUAAGCCGUACAAUAUCCGCAUGUUCUCCUCGCUGCAAGAGGAGCAGCUGGACCGCUUCCGCAAGGACAUCUUCACCGAAUUCUUCGCGCGCAGCCAGGCAAGUCAAGACCUUUUCAAGCAGCCGCUUGGGUACGAGUUGGUGGAAACCUUGGAUGAUCUCUCGGCUCUCGGUUUGCGUCAUGUCGGCUAUGGCAUUCCAAUCGAGCUCUUUGGACCCUUUGUGGAGGUUUGCGUUCAGGAGAACGAGAUGCCCGAGCACAUGAUGAUCGAAGGCUUUCGUUGGUCCAUCGGCCACGCAGUUCACUUUGAUGAUUCCAAGCGUUUGCGCCGUGCAUUGAUGGAUGCUCCUCGUGCUGCUCGUCAUGGGACACGUGACGGGGACAGGGACAACUACUACUUUGGAGCUGAUGAGCUCUUCAAGUGGCUGCCCCGGAGGGGCAUUAGGUACCAGCCCAACAUCGCAGACAACGUCUUGCGCGAGGCGCCCUUCCUGGCAGAGACCUUGUUGGAUGGCUUGAUCUGGCGAUCGCACAAGAGCCAGGACAACUUGCGCCCAGUGAUCUACUAUUUGAAGCACCUGUUGCAAGACAUGGAUGAAACGAAGAUGCUCUCCCGGGCUUUGAUCAGCUACAUUCGUUUCGACCACCCUCAGACGAUCAUGCAUCCAAUUCUCGCUUUUUCAUUGGACAUGCUUUGGGACAAACUGGCCUUGCGCUACUUCAUCAUGGACCGCAUCCUGACGAUCUUCAACUGCUUCAUUUUCAUCAUCGCCGAGUGUCCCUCAACUGCAGCGGUAGUUCUGGGACUCGAAUUCCUGAAUUUGGCCAAAACACGUUGA
Durusdinium trenchii is the source of this 1770-nucleotide messenger RNA. The record is from the annotation of a GenBank genome assembly. NCBI's taxonomy places the organism in Eukaryota, Dinophyceae, Suessiales, Symbiodiniaceae.